Lemur catta (Ring-tailed lemur) is the source of this 1717-nucleotide messenger RNA. RefSeq names its product claudin 23 (gene CLDN23). The record is from RefSeq and is a predicted model, not a curated record. Gene Ontology annotation, biological process: bicellular tight junction assembly; cell adhesion. Gene Ontology annotation, cellular component: bicellular tight junction; plasma membrane. The transcript has a single exon. The coding region runs from base 27 to 914 and encodes 295 amino acids. Lineage: Eukaryota; Metazoa; Chordata; Mammalia; Primates; Lemuridae. Gene Ontology annotation, molecular function: structural molecule activity.
GACAGCGGCGGCGGAGAGGGGCGGGGAUGCGGACGCCGGUGGCGAUAACGCUGGGCAUGGUGCUGGCCCCGUGCGGGCUGCUGCUCAACCUGACGAGCACGCUGGCGCCCGGCUGGCGGCUGCUGAAGGGCUUCCUGGACCAGCCGGUGGACGUGGUGCUGUACCAGGGCCUGUGGGACGUGUGUCGCGAGCAGAGCAGCAGCGAGCGCCAGUGCGGCCAGACGGACGAGUGGGGCUACUUCGGGGCCCAGCCCGUGCUCGCGGCGCGGGGCCUCAUGCCCACGUCGCUGGCCACCACGGCCCUGGGGCUGCUGCUGGCGACGCUGGGCGUGCGCUGCUGGCGGGACGAGCCCCACUUCGCGCUGGCCGGCUCCUCGGGCGUCGUGCUCUUCGCCGCCGGCCUCCUCAGCCUCAUCCCGGUGUCCUGGUACAACCACUUCUUGCAGGACCGCACCGUCCUGCCCGCCCCGGCCAGCCCGGUCACGCUGCAGGUCAGCUACAGCCUGGUGCUGGGCUACCUGGGCAGCUGCCUGCUGCUGCUGGGCGGCUUCUCGCUGGCGCUCAGCUUCGCGCCCUGGUGCGAGGGGCGCUGUCGCCGUCGCCGCAAGGCGCCCCCGGCCGGCCCGCGCCGCGGCAGCAUCAGCACCGUCUGCGUGGACUGGCCCGAGCCCGCGCUCACGCCCGCCAUCAAGUACUACAGCGGGGGCCAGCACCGGCCGCCGCCCGCGCAGCAAGGAGCCGCCGGGGUCAAGGCCAAGGUGGGCUUCCCCAUGCCGCGGCCGCCGCCCAAGGCCUACGCCAACCCCGCGGACGUGCUGGACGGGGAGCGGGAGCAGCCGGCCGACUCCCACGGCGCCUCCUCGCGCAGCACCCGGCCCUGCCGGAGCCCGCUGCCCUGCGACUCCGACCUGUAGACGGCGCCCCCGGGGCCCCGCGUCGGAGCGAUGCGUGACAGAGGACUCGCCCCGCACAGACCCGCCUGGCUCGGAGCCGGGACCCCUGUGAGUAGUCUGGAGGGCGAUCUUCCUCUCCUGUGGCGGGACUGGACUCCUUGGACAAUUCGUUCAGGUUGGACUCGGUUUUCUUAGUAGAGUUUAGUUUUCCUCUCCAGGGGGAUCGGGGUCCUCUUAUGGAGCGACAAGCUUGUCAUAUUUCUUGCUGAAGAAGAUAAAGGGUGGCAUUUGCAUCGUGUGGACCAGCGACAGUAACAACACAAAGUUGAAAUCGCCAAGUAGAGGCUCAAAAACAACUGAACACCUUGAAAUAACAGUAUUCUAAGAUACUGAGGAAUCUGACAUCGAUAUAAUGAUUGUAUUUUUUUCAGCUGUUUUAACUCCUUCUCAUGCAAACUCCAAGAGGCCAAUAUAUUUCUUGCUAUGUUUGAGGCUCUUAAAAGAAAGUUAAGAGCUAUGCAAAUACCAGCAGCUUUAGUGGCUUUUACGGAAUGAAAUAACCUGAUUAACUCAUAUCUGCAUUUCUUCAUGCAUAAAUAGGAUUUAGCUUUUUUCUCAUUUUUGGUGUGAAAAUUGAGGUCACUCAAGAGUUUCUCUUGCAGAAGCCAAAAGGGACAUAGAGGGCCUAACGCUAUACUAUUCCAUUCCUUGGAUACCUCAUCAUGGACACAGAGGACUAUAGACUUAAUAUUUUGUAGAAAAUAUGUAUAUAUCUUUUAUUUAUAAAUAAAAUUUUGAAGCAACAGUUUGAAUACACCCACAAA